Messenger RNA from Clarias gariepinus (North African catfish), 1420 nucleotides. It is a transcript of the gene sec14l8, whose product is annotated as SEC14-like lipid binding 8. The transcript has 12 exons. The coding region runs from base 112 to 1341 and encodes 409 amino acids. The record is from RefSeq and is a predicted model, not a curated record. Gene Ontology annotation, cellular component: cytoplasm. NCBI's taxonomy places the organism in Eukaryota, Metazoa, Chordata, Actinopteri, Siluriformes, Clariidae.
GAUCUGUGUGUGUGUGUGUGUGUGUGGCACUCUCUCUCUCUCUCUCACUCUUUUGUAGUCCCGUUUAUUUCGGUCUGUUUUGGAGUGAGUGUGUGUGUGUAUGAAGAGGAGAUGAGCGGUAGGGUUGGAGAUCUGAGCCCGAAGCAGGCCGAGGCUUUGGCGCAUUUUCGGGAAAGGGUCCAAGAUGUCCUGCCACAAUGUCCGUCUCAGAGCGACCACUUCUUACUGCGCUGGCUUCGAGCCAGAAAUUUCAACCUCCAGAAAGCUGAAGCAAUGCUACGUAAGCAUUUAGAAUUCCGGAAACAGAUGAAGGCCGACACUAUCACUACUGAAUGGAAGCCUCCUGAGGUUUUAGAGAAGUACCUCUCAGGAGGAAUGUGUGGCUAUGACAGAGAGGGUAGCCCUGUGUGGUACGACGUUAUCGGGCCGGUGGAUCCCAAAGGUCUCCUUCUGUCUGCCUCUAAGCAGGAUUUCAUGAAAUUAAAAGUACGAGAUUGUGAGAUGCUGCAAAAGGAGUGCACGUCACAGAGCGAACGGUUAGGGAAAAAUGUGGAGUCCAUUACUAUGAUCUAUGAUUGCGAAGGUUUGGGAUUAAAGCACCUAUGGAAGCCUGCUAUAGAGACCUAUGGAGAGGUUUUGACAAUGUUUGAAGACAACUAUCCUGAAGGACUCAAGAGGUUAUUAGUUAUUAAAGCACCCAAACUGUUUCCUGUGGCGUAUAAUCUGGUGAAGCACUUUCUAAGUGAAGAUACUCGCCACAAGAUCAUGGUUCUGGGGUCCAACUGGCAGGAGGUGUUAAGGAAACACAUUGACCCUGAAGAGCUUCCAGCCGCAUAUGGGGGAAACCUGACUGAUCCCGAUGGUGACCCACGCUGCAGGACCAGGAUUAAACAAGGUGGCCUGGUGCCCAAGUCCUACUACGCACGGGAAUUUAUUAAGCAGCAGUACGACCAGUGUGUGUCUAUCAGUCGCGGCUCCUCCCAUCAGCUCGAAUAUGAGAUCCUCGCUCCGGGCUGUGUGCUUAGGUGGCAGUUCUCCUGUGAGGGUGGGGAUAUUGGCUUUGGAGUCUUUACGAAGAAGAAACUGGGUGAAUGGCUAAAGGCAGGUAAUAUGCAGGAAGUCCUGGCCAGUCAGCGCUACAACGCACACCUCGUACCUGAGGACGGAACUCUGACAUGCACUGAUGCUGGAGUGUACGUUCUGCGAUUUGACAACACUUACAGCAUCUUCCAGUCUAAAAAAGUCAGCUUCUCUGUGGAAGUCCUUUUGCCCAGCAGCGACAGCCGAUCAGGGCCCGAGACGAGCAGGACGCCGGGACGGGAUGUCCAGAAUGGUCACUAGGGGGUGAUGUCCUAUCGGCCUGUUUGGAGAGUGUCGAGUGGAGCAAAUCAGUACUUGAAAUUGCCUGUCUUAUAUGCAC